Messenger RNA from Neltuma alba, 522 nucleotides. Its product is annotated as acidic leucine-rich nuclear phosphoprotein 32 family member B-like. The record is from RefSeq and is a predicted model, not a curated record. The coding region runs from base 1 to 522 and encodes 173 amino acids. Lineage: Eukaryota; Viridiplantae; Streptophyta; Magnoliopsida; Fabales; Fabaceae. The transcript has a single exon.
AUGGCCAAGAUUCAAAGUUUUGUUUGUGAUGAAUUAGUUAAGUUGGAAACCAAAAUUCUUAACCGGGGAAGCAAUGAAGAAGUCAAUGAUAAACAGCAGGAUGAAAGUGACAAAGAUGAGCAUAAAGAAGAAGAAAAAGAACACUAUAGUGAUGAGGAUGAAGAUGAGCAGCCACAAGAUGAUGAAGUUAUGACUGCAAAGAUAGGAGAACAACAUCAAAAUGGUCAGAAAUGGCAUGAUGAUGAACAACAAGAAGAAGAAGAUGAAGAUGAAGACAAAGAUGAAAAUAUUAGAGAAAAUGAAGCUGUAGAAAAGGAGGCAAAAACUGAAGAAGGGAACAAAGAUGGGAAAAUGGUGACAAAAGUGGUGGAACUACUGAUAAGUAGGUCAAAUAGACAUAAAGUCCUAGUAGUGAAAUCUCCAUGCAUGUUUACUUAUGCUAGAAAGGUGAAAAUGAGUGACAAGGAUACAUUUUAUACAGCGUGUACUGAGUGGUGUCAACUAGAUGAGGCUAAAGAGUAA